AUGACAUUUCCAUUGGAUAAAGUUCGCUGUCUGAGGAACUUGGGAUGCUUUGGAAUGAGACAUCCUUUCGCCCAACCUAAAAGACAAACCAUCGGCAGUUCGAAAUUUAACUCCCAAUUGCCAACUAAAGUUAUAGUUCAUGGAUAUUUGGAUAGCACCCUUCUAACCACUUCGAUGAAGGUUGACACACGAACUAUUGUGGAUUGGUUUAUAGGAAGCACCUUUGCAUCGUACGCUCAAGCAGCGGCUAAUAUAAGAGUAGUGGGAGCAGAAAUUGCAUUUCUCAUGGAACGUCUUCAGCUCGUUAAGGGGGCUAAAUUAGAGACUUUUCAUCUCAUCGGUCACAGUUUUGGAGCACACGCUUGUGGAUAUGCGGGCAAACGACUGAGCAAUAUCGGAAGGAUAACGGGUUUGGAUCCGGCAGGUGCUUAUUUUCGUAACGUUUCUCGUAAGGUUCGAUUAGAUGCUUCGGAUGCGAUGUUUGUCGACGUUAUUCAUACGAAUGCAGCCGAAUCAAUAUUUAAAGGUUUCGGGACGAACGAAAUGAUUGGCCAUGUCGACUUCUUUCCUAACGGAGGUCACAAUAAUCCCGGAUGUAAAACUCUGCGCGAAAAGAAAAAAUCUAGGACCUUCUUAGAAUUCAUCAGACCUCAAAUAGAAUGCGAUCAUAGACGUGCCAUAGAGUUCUUCAUCGCAUCCAUUAGAUACCCGGAAUGCUUCGUUGCUGUUUCGUGCCGUAGCUAUUUGGAUUUUUCAGCAGGAAGAUGCAGUUGCUCCGACGAAACACCUUGCGUUUUCAUGGGAUUUUAUGCAGAUCAAUUCGAACAUCUCAUAAGGAAUACAUCUGGCAUCUUUUAUCUAGAUACUAGUAGUGAUUAUCCUUACUGUGCUAAAAAUAGACUUAUUUUCAAUUAUA
Messenger RNA from Centruroides sculpturatus (bark scorpion), 916 nucleotides. RefSeq names its product pancreatic triacylglycerol lipase-like. Lineage: Eukaryota; Metazoa; Arthropoda; Arachnida; Scorpiones; Buthidae. The record is from RefSeq and is a predicted model, not a curated record. The annotation marks the transcript as partial. Gene Ontology annotation, molecular function: lipase activity. The transcript has 8 exons. Gene Ontology annotation, biological process: lipid metabolic process.